CGACCUGCGAGAAAGAAGCUUUUCCGCCCGCAGUUGGAUGAUCUGAGUGUCUUCCGGGGACUAAGAUGGCGGCUGAGCUGGGAUGGUCCCUGGGUUUGGGGCUUGUAAUCACGACGGCCUGAAGGGCGGCGCUGCCCCUUUGCCCCGGGAAGGGACCCCACUCCCCCGUCCCAUGCCCUCCCAGUUCCUCUUCCCUGGCAAUGCAUGUGGCUUGUCCAUCCCAGCCCUCAGAAAGGACGGAGCCUGCACUGGUCCUAGCUGUUAUAUGAAUUCCGUGUCACCCACCUCAGUGCAGUACUUAAACCAGGAUGAGCUGCGCCACUCAGAGGGAAGACAACUCUUUAAUCCUAGGGCCAGCAGCCAAAGAGGGAGCAACCCAGGGCUGUUUCCUGGAGGGAGAGCAGCAGGCAGCCAGCAAAGUGAGCCCGACGAAGUGGACAAAAUCAAAAGCAAGCUUCUCUCUACCUGGAACAACGUGAAGUAUGGUUGGACAGUCAAAACCAAAACCAAUUUCAGCAAGCUUUCCCCAGUCCACCUCUUUGGACACACCUACCACUUUGAACGAGAAGAGGAUGUGGAGCGCUUCCAGCAAGACUUUGCCUCCCGCAUCUGGCUGACCUACCGUCGGGACUUUCAGCAGCUGGAGGGCACCGUGUGGACCACUGACUGCGGCUGGGGCUGCAUGCUCCGGAGUGGGCAGAUGCUGCUCGCUCAGGGCCUCGUCGUUCAUUUUCUUGGGAAAGGCUGGACGUGGCCAGAUGCCCUUCUUACCACCGGCUUAGCAGAGAUGGAGCCCAUGAGAGCUGUAUCUCUGCCCUGUCCAAGUACAGCCAAACCGUGUCGGGCUGCACCCAUCCCCACCAAUCGGAGCUGGGGCCCUUGGGAGUUGGAGACCCCUCGGCACCACUGUAGCCCCGAAAAAAUGGAGAAGGAGCGUUAUCACCGGAAGAUCAUCUCGUGGUUUGCAGAUCAGCCUCAAGCACCCUUCGGGAUCCACCGCCUGGUUGAUCUGGGGCGCAGCUCAGGGAAAAAAGCUGGGGACUGGUAUGGGCCCUCCGUUGCGGCCCACAUCAUCAGGAAAGCAGUGGAUUGCUGUUCAGAAGCUGGCAAUCUGGUCGUGUACGUGUCUCAGGACUGCACAGUGUACAAAGGAGACGUGGCAAACCUGGCCAACAGGAGUGAAGGCCGGACGGCGUGGGACCCUGCCGCAGAGUGGAAAUCUGUUAUCAUUCUGGUGCCCAUGCGUCUGGGAGGAGAGGCUUUCAACCCUGCCUAUGUAGACUGUAUCAAGGAGCUUCUGAAGCUAGAGUUCUGCAUUGGGAUCAUCGGCGGCAAACCAAGGCAUUCACUUUACUUUGUUGGCUAUCAAGAUGAUGCUCUCCUCUACCUGGACCCCCAUUACUGCCAGCCCUUUGUAGACACCACCAAGGAGAGCUUUCCCUUGGAGUCCUUUCACUGUAACUCCCCCCGGAAAACAGCCUUCACCAAGGUGGAUCCCAGCUGCACUAUUGGCUUCUAUUCCCGCCACAGGACAGAGUUUGAGGAUCUGUGCUUACACUUGACUCGGGUCUUGAAUUCUGGAGCUGCCAAAGAGAAAUACCCCAUGUUCUCCAUUGUGGAAGGCUGUGCCCAGGAGUAUGGCUUGGAGGAGCUGUGUGCCCGGUUCUCCCAGCAAACAGUGCAAGUCCAACGGUCUAGCAAGCGGAGCAGGGCAAAUAAGCCCCCCACAGAAGAUUUUGUUGUCUUGUGAUCGCUGGCUGGGCGGCCCCAACACUUCUGAUGUAUUUAUUUGUUUGUUUUAUUUAUUUGAAGGGGCAGGCCUGAAGCUGAAGUGUCCGUUUCUUAGGUCCAAGAACAAGGACUUCUGUAUCACAUUUGGGGUGGUUGUCUUUAAUCCAUGGCUCUUCCUCUGGGGUGAUCCUGCACACAGACUGUUUUGAGGUCACCAGCUUUUGUGGGGGGGGGCUGUCGUCUCCUAGUGGCUGCUGCUAGAAGGAAGUCACAACACUGGAAUAAAUCUACUGAGCAUGGGGCAAAGGCUGUUUGGUACCAAAAUGACUGUAACAGGGUGAGAGCCAAAAAAAAAUUGUUUGUUUGUUUCCUUAAGAGACAGCUAACAGUGUGAGGAGCACGUUUCUUGAGGAAAGAAGUGGUUGUAGGUUACUUUCAGGUUUCUGUCUCUCCCGUUGAGAUUCCAAGGCUUUUUAAUUCUAAUGAACACUCCAAAGCUGAAUUCAGGAACAAACUAUUCAAUUCCUUUGGGUAGCUGCUGGACCUCUCAGAGUUCAAGGAUAUUCCCGCUUCCUUUGUGCUGUUCCCUCUCCAUGUCACAGUUGCAUUUGCUUUUCGGCCCCUCAUAAUUGGGAAGCAAGGAACCACUUGGCACAUCUUUUUUAACCGACGGAUGGGUAUGUGCGCAUACACUCGUGUGUGCAGAAGGGAGUCUGGACUGACUUCAGAUUUGAGGAUGAGGAAUUCUUGAACUACAGGCUGCUUGUAGGUCACUGGGAUAGAGAAAAAAUACACCAGGAACAGUUCUGACUGAUUAACAAGGCCUUGUGUGGACAUAAAUAAUUAGUACUAUUGUAACCUGGUAUCAGAGUGCAUAGGAGAACUUCUCUGGUUGGAGACAGAGGGAGAAUGGAAAAGAUACUUUGGUGGCAAGAAUGAGUUAAAUGUGCAUACAAAUUACACAGAUUGUACCAGAGGCUGUUAAACAACUGCUUGUGUGCUUCACAGUCAAGACAGCCAGAUUCUUUGUCCGUUUCUUUCUCCGCCCUCCCAUCGUUGUUUCCCCAGGACCAUUCCCAUAUUGCUUUCUCCUGCCUCAGCAGGUGUCUUUUGAGCAGCAACUAGGGGGGAGACGAGACUGACCUCUUGGGAACCUGGCAAUCGCACGCCUGAGUGCUCUUCUGCCUCCCACCCACCCCCCAAACUACUGCUUUUCGACUCAGGGGUGUGUGGUCAGCCGGGCUUGGUGUGUGCGUGACUCUGUUGGCAACUGGGAAUCUUAGUGCAAAGCCUCAGAGAAAAACACCUCCUUCUAGAUUGGUUUCAAUCAAUAAAAAUGCCCUGUGAAGAGGUGUAGCA
Pogona vitticeps (central bearded dragon) is the source of this 3090-nucleotide messenger RNA. RefSeq names its product autophagy related 4D cysteine peptidase (gene ATG4D). Lineage: Eukaryota; Metazoa; Chordata; Lepidosauria; Squamata; Agamidae. The record is from RefSeq and is a predicted model, not a curated record. Gene Ontology annotation, cellular component: cytoplasm. Gene Ontology annotation, biological process: mitophagy; aggrephagy; C-terminal protein lipidation. Gene Ontology annotation, molecular function: cysteine-type endopeptidase activity; protein-phosphatidylethanolamide deconjugating activity.